Molecule: messenger RNA, 2430 nt
Organism: Phalaenopsis equestris
Lineage: Eukaryota; Viridiplantae; Streptophyta; Magnoliopsida; Asparagales; Orchidaceae
Product: protein STRUBBELIG-RECEPTOR FAMILY 7
Exons: 16
Coding region: 211-2253 (680 amino acids)
Biological process (GO): protein phosphorylation
Molecular function (GO): ATP binding; protein binding; protein kinase activity
Source: RefSeq, a predicted model, not a curated record
CGUAGCAGAAGUUUUAUAUUUUCUAACUUGGCCACGACUAGAUCUUCCUGAUCCUAAGCUAGUUAUUGGCUACUGUUCGGAUUCUUGUCAUUGUUAACUCCAGCAGAAAUUUCGUUAGUUGUGAAUCUUGUUUAUCCAUGGAUAUUGUUAACUGUUUAAACAAGAUUUAAGACAUGAAACGUAUCUGCUCUCAAUGUGCUCUACAGCAGCAUGAACUCACCGGGUCAGCUAACGGGAUGGAAUGCAAGCGGGGGUGAUCCCUGUGGGCAAUCAUGGAGGGGCGUCAAAUGCUCUGGUUCAGCUGUUACAGAAGUGAAGCUGUCAGGAUUAGGAUUAAAUGGUAAUUUGGGGUACCAGUUGGACAAGAUGAAAUCCCUAAUAGAGCUGGAUCUCAGCAAUAAUAAUCUUGGAGCUGGAAAUACUAUCCCUUACAAUCUGCCACCGCACCUACAGCAGCUAAAUCUUGCUCAGAACCAAUUUAACGGAGGCAUCCCAUAUUCCAUAUCGCAGAUGGCUGCUCUUCAGAAACUGAAUCUUGCACAUAAUCAACUGCGGGACUCUUUGUCUGAUAUGUUUGUAAACCUAGUAAGCCUUGGGACCAUGGACCUCUCUUUUAAUUUCAUUACAGGUGAUCUUCCUGAAAGUUUCAGUUCCUUAUCAAGUCUCACAAUUCUAUAUUUGCAAAACAACCAGUUUACGGGCCCUAUUGAUGUACUUGCUAUUCUCCCCCUUAAUGAACUUAAUGUGGCAAAUAAUCGUUUCACCGGAUGGAUUCCUAACCAAUUGAAGGGAAUUGAUAAUCUUAAGACUGAUGGUAACUCCUGGAAUUCUGGACCUGCCCCACCGCCACCUCCAUAUACCUCACCACCAGGAAUACCUUCUAACCCUGUUCAGGCUCAGGGAUCAGGUGGCAGCAAUAAUCCAUCUGAUGGUGGUGGUAAAAGUUCUGGUAUAGGUGGGGGAGGGAUAGCUGGUAUCAUCAUAUCUAUUCUUGUUGUCGGUGCUGUAAUUGCUUUCUUCUUAUUGAAGAGGAAAACAAGGAAAUUUUCCAGGGAAGAUCAUCUUGAACAAGAUCAACCUUUUGCAUCUCUAGCUUCCAAUGAGCUGAAGUCCAUUAAUUUAGCAUCUUUUGUUGACACAGCAAUGUUUAAAUCCGCAACUGAUGCAACGACAUUUCAGCCAACUUCUGCCAGUCUUAAAUCCCCUCCUACGAGUAGGCAAAAUAAGUCAUAUGAAGAAGAUGAGCUGUCGAAAAGGAUGCCAGUGAUGAAAGAAAAAGCGGUUCCUAUUCGUAAAACCAUGUAUUCAGUAGCAGACCUGCAGCUGGCUACAAAUAGCUUUAGUUUGGAUAAUCUUAUUGGUGAAGGUUCUCUUGGACGUGUAUACAGAGCUCAAUUUGCUGAUGGCAAGGUUUUUGCAUUAAAGAAAAUAAAUACCUCAUCUUUGUCCCGUCAGUCAUAUGAGGGCUUCAUUGAAUUAGUUUCGAGCAUAUCUCGGCUUUCUCAUCCAAACAUUUCUGAGCUAGUUGGCUAUUGCUCUGAGCAUGGACAGCACUUGCUGGUGUAUGAGUUCCAUAAGAAUGGCUCCCUGCAAGAUCUCCUACAUCUCGUUGAUGAGGAUAGCAAUCCAUUAAGUUGGAACACUCGUGUGAAGAUUGCACUUGGAAUAGCAAGGGCAUUAGAGUACCUGCAUGAAGUUUGUUCUCCGUCUGUUGUCCACAAAAAUUUCAAUUCAGCCAACAUCUUAAUGGAUGCAGAGCUUAAUCCUCACGUUUCAGAAUGUGGACUAGCAUGCCUUAUCCCUAAUGCAGACUAUCGGGGUGCAAAUCAUAACCUGGCUUCUGGAUACAAUGCUCCUGAGGUUGACAUGUUUGGGCAGUACACUCUGAAGAGCGACGUGUAUAGCUUUGGAGUAGUCAUGCUAGAGCUCCUGACCGGAAGAAAACCUUUUGAUAGCUCUAGACCAAGAUCUGAGCAACACUUGGUUCGAUGGGCGACUCCUCAGCUCCAUGACAUUGAUGCUCUUGACAAGAUGGUCGACCCACAACUCCAGGGGCUCUACCCUGCAAAAUCUCUUUCUCGAUUUGCUGAUGUUAUUGCCAUAUGUGUUCAGCCUGAGCCAGAGUUCAGACCACCGAUGUCAGAAGUAGUGCAAGCGCUGGUUCGUCUCGUCCAACGGGCCAACGUAAACCAGAGAGUGCUUGCUGGUGAUGCACAAGACGCAAUCCGGAGGACAGGUAACAGAGAUGCAUAGUACUACAUGUUCUAAAACACUUGCUCGUAACAUAUGUUGAAACUCAUUAUUGGUGGGUUACAAGAUGAUGAGAUUUCCUAGCUCCCAGGUGCCGGAUUUUGUCACUCCAAGAUAGUUGAAGGGGAAGGAAUUGGCUAUUGUAUUGCAGAUAAAAUAGCAUAAGCUAGGCUAAAGCAU